Molecule: messenger RNA, 1677 nt
Organism: Schistocerca serialis cubense
Lineage: Eukaryota; Metazoa; Arthropoda; Insecta; Orthoptera; Acrididae
Product: fibril-forming collagen alpha chain-like
Exons: 5
Coding region: 1-1677 (558 amino acids)
Source: RefSeq, a predicted model, not a curated record
AUGGGGAAAACGCAGUUAUGGGGAAAAUGCAGAGGCGAAUGUGGGGAAAAAGGCGAAUGUGGGGAAAGAGGCGAAUGUGGGGAAAGAGGCGAAUGUGGGGAAAGAGGCGAAUGUGGGGAAAGAGGCGAAUGUGGGGAAAGAGGCGAAUGUGGGGAAAGAGGCGAAUGUGGGGAAAGAGAGGCGAAUGUGGGGAAAGAGGCGAAUGUGGGGAAAGAGGCGAAUGUGGGGAAAGAGGCGAAUGUGGGGAUAGAGGCGAAUGUGGGGAAAGAGGCGAAUGUGGGGAAAGAGGCGAAUGUGGGGAAAGAGGCGAAUGUGGGGAAAGAGGCGAAUGUGGGGAAAGUGGCGAAUGUGGGGAUAGAGGCGAAUGUGGGGAUAGAGGCGAAUGUGGGGAUAGAGGCAUAUGUGGGGAAAGAGGCCAUUGUGGGGAAAGAGGCCAUUAUGGGGAAGGAGGCCAUUGUGGGGAAGGAGGCCAUUGUGGGGAAGGAGGCCAUUGUGGGGAAAGAGGCCGUUGUGGGGAAAGAGGCCAUUGUGGGGAAAGAGGCCAUUGUGGGGAAAGAGGCCAUUGUGGGGAAAGAGGCCAUUGUGGGGAAAGAGGCCAUUGUGGGGAAAGAGGCCAUAGUGGGGAAAGAGGCCAUAGUGGGGAAAGAGGCCAUAGUGGGGAAAGAGGCCAUAGUGGGGAAAGAGGCCAUUGUGGGGAAAGAGGCCAUUGUGGGGAAAGAGGCCAUUGUGGGGAAAGAGGCCAUUGUGGGGAAGGAGGCCAUUGUGGGGAAAGAGGCCGUUGUGGGGAAAGAGGCCAUUGUGGGGAAAGAGGCCAUUGUGGGGAAAGAGGCCAUUGUGGGGAAAGAGGCCAUUGUGGGGAAAGAGGCCAUUGUGGGGAAAGAGGCCAUUGUGGGGAAAGAGGCCAUAGUGGGGAAAGAGGCCAUAGUGGGGAAAGAGGCCAUAGUGGGGAAAGAGGCCAUUGUGGGGAAAGAGGCCAUUGUGGGGAAAGAGGCCAUUGUGGGGAAAGAGGCCAUUGUGGGGAAAGAGGCCAUUGUGGGGAAAGAGGCCAUUGUGGGGAAAGAGGCCAUUGUGGGGAAAGAGGCAAGCCAUAGUGGGGAAAGAGGCCAUAGUGGGGAAAGAGGCCAUUGUGGGGAAAGAGGCCAUUGUGGGGAAAGAGAGGCCAUUGUGGGGAAAGAGGCGAAUGUGGGGAAAGAGGCGAAUGUGGGGAAAGAGGCGAAUGUGGGGAAAGAGGCGAAUGUGGGGAAAGAGGCGAAUGUGGGGAAAGAGGCGAAUGUGGGGAAAGAGGCGAAUGUGGGGAAAGAGGCGAAUGUUGGGAAAGAGGCGAAUGUGGGGAAAGAGGCGAAUGUGGGGAAAGAGGCGAAUGUGGGGAAAGAGGCGAAUGUGGGGAAAGAGGCGAAUGUGGCAAGGAGGCAAAUGUGGCAAAGAGGCGAAUGUGGCAAAGAGGCGAAUGUGGCAAAGAGGCGAAUGUGCCAAAGAGGCGAAUGUGGCAAAGAGGCGAAUGUGGCAAAGAGGCGAAUGUGGCAAAGAGGCGAAUGUGGCAAAGAGGCGAAUGUGGCAAAGAGGCGAAUGUGGCAAAGAGGCGAAUGUGCCAAAGAGGCGAAUGUGGCAAAGAGGCGAAUGUGGCAAAAAGGCAAAUGUGGGAAAAAGGCAAAUGUGGCAAAAAGGCAAAUGUGGUAA